Messenger RNA from Boeremia exigua, 1101 nucleotides. RefSeq lists its product as uncharacterized. The transcript has 2 exons. The coding region runs from base 143 to 868 and encodes 241 amino acids. The record is from RefSeq and is a predicted model, not a curated record. Lineage: Eukaryota; Fungi; Ascomycota; Dothideomycetes; Pleosporales; Didymellaceae. Gene Ontology annotation, molecular function: protein binding.
UGCCCCUCACCGGGAGACCAGGACGGAUUACAUGCCUGCCCUUAUAACGAUUGAUACUUCCUCUUCUAAUUGAUUAGCCCAAUCCUCCUUCCCACCACCCACGCUGUCAACAGAUACGGCUGUCACACCAAUCCCACUCACUAUGGCUUCGCGGAGUACUGAGUCUACUGCAACGCCUGCAACUACUGUAAUUGCAGUCGUGGAUCUUCGGUCGCUACGGACCGAUAGGAAAGACUACAGCAGAAUUGUACAGGUGCAUGUCGGUUGCCCGGACAUCCACCAAUGUUUUUUUGUCCACGAGAGUCUUCUAACGACGCGUUCGCAAUUUUUCAAGAAGGCUAUGGAGGGUCCAUGGAUCGAGGCAGAGAGUCGCGUCGUCAGACUUACCGAGGACGAUCCGGUCACUUUCCAGCUCUACGUCGAUCUUCUGUAUACUGGUCGUGUUGCGGUCCUUCGUGAACUACCCUCAGACGAUCCCAGAAGCAUUCUGGAAAAGGCUGAGCUUGCCAAACUCUAUGUUCUCGCAGAGAAACUGCAGGAUAUGGAGGCUAAAAAUCAGACUAUAAAUGCAGUCAUCGCGUCCUCCAGGUUCAAGCAAGCCGGCGGCAGUGUCUACGCUCCAGGUUACAAUUUCAUACGCAUCAUCUACGAUGGUACUCCUUCAGGUUCCAAGAUGCGCAAGCUACUCGUGGAGUUAUAUACCAUGGAUGCUGCUAGUUCUUGGAUAGACUCAUACCACGAGUUUCCUUGCGAGUUCAUGGAGGCACUGUUGAAGAGUGUCUUGGAUCUGCGAAAACCACGGUUAGGUUUGGUCAACACAGCAGACGUCACUCGAUUCAUGGAAACCCCGGUCGUGCAUGAUACCUAAUUCUGCCGAGAAAACCAACACCAUGGUGGAAUCGCAACAACGAGUUUUUGCAGUACAUUGAGCGAACAUGAGAGAUGAGGGUAUCCACGAAGCGUUCUGUGGUUAUGAUAGGUUGGAAGGAGUUUAUUAAAAAGCUAUAUGAUGGUGUAUCACCAUCCACAUGCUAUGUAUUUCAAGAAAAUAAUUGGAGUCAUCCGUCGCGCCUUUGAGAAAGCGGAAACAAGAGUUUGGCG